This is a messenger RNA of Octopus sinensis (East Asian common octopus), 2205 nucleotides long. RefSeq lists its product as uncharacterized. The record is from RefSeq and is a predicted model, not a curated record. Lineage: Eukaryota; Metazoa; Mollusca; Cephalopoda; Octopoda; Octopodidae. The transcript has 3 exons. Bases 1 to 2205 code for a protein of 734 amino acids.
AUGGAUAUUAUUGAUCCGUUAGAAGAAAGUCUUUAUAUUGAGAUUGAAUAUAAUGAAAGUGAAGAACUUGAAUUAAAUAAUUCAGAAAAAAUAGAACAAGAAAUUAGCGAAGAACCGUGUGAACAAAGUCAGAAAGUUGUUACCAUUAACGAGGCUUUUAUCGCUUUAAACAAAUUAAAAGAGUUCUAUAAUCAAGAAGAAUUCUUUAAUAUAGAAAAUCUUGAGUAUAUUGAAAACAUUGGAUCUUCAAUGAUCCAAACUCUAAGAAGAAACAAGUCGAAACUUGCUGAUUUUUUUACAACCUAUGAUGAAAUCACUCAGAGGCCUGCCCCAAAGAGUAGAUGGAGAGAAAACAUUGCCGCAAAAGUAGCCGCAAGGAAAGCCGAGCUGGAAGCGCUGACUGGGCACAUUUUGAAUGUGAGCAAUGGGGUCAAGGGCAAGACUCCCCCCUUGGUGCGUACUUUACUUCGUCGGGAACGAGCUGCCAAAUGGGACCUCAACGAGUUGAGGCGUGUCCGGGCAGAGAGGGAGGAGCUGAUUCUCGUUUAUCAGAAGAAGCUCUCAACUCAUGAGUCUCGGUGUCAGCGCAGGCGGGAGAACAACCUGUUUGAAUUUAAUCGCAGGUCGUUCUAUCGUCGGUUGCACGGAGAGACGAAGGAGGGUACCCAGCAAAAGGCCGAAAUGCUUGACACAUGGGGGAGUAUGUGGAAAGCACGUCCUCGCAAGGGUGUGUCGUUUCCGUUUUGUGGACCCGAUGCUCCCUUGAUGACCGAGUCUUGUGGUGUCCCUGACAUCCGCAAGAAGUUCGAUGAAGCAGUAAACCGUCUCUCUGACUGGAAGACACCUGGGGUCGAUAAAGUGUAUAAUUUCUUUAUUAAAAAUUGCAAACCUAUCCAUGAUUGCAUGUGUCGAGCAAUCGAACAGUUUACACUAGACCCUGGCUCGAUUCCAGAGUGGUUAUGUACUGGGGUCACUUAUUUGAUCCCUAAAGUAGAUAACCCUUCCGCUCCGACAGAUUAUCGUCCGAUAACCUGUAUGCCCAACCUGUACAAGUUGAUGACUAAGGUGGUGGCUACUGAGGUCAGAAAUUUCGUGGAGGUGAAUGGGAUUCUGUCCGAGAACCAGUUAGGUACUCGGCGGGAUUGCCAGGGAGCUAAGGAGCAGGCACUGAUCAACAAAUGUCUCGCGAGAGCCCACGGAAACUCACUAGUGUCAAUGUGGGUGGAUGUGAAGAAGGCAUAUGACUCGGUUGAUCAUGCCUACCUCGUUGAGUGUCUGCGAAGGCUUAAAUUGCCAAUGUGGUUUAUCAAAUUUGUUGCAACUGUGAUGGACAGGUGGAACGUCCAUCUAAAUUACAACAAAUGCGAUAUAGGCGAGGUGAAACUAGAGAGGGGCAUAUUACAGGGCGACAGCAUGUCUCCGCUGCUGUUCGUCCUCUGCCUAGAACCGCUGAGUAGAGUCCUCACUGCCCAAUUCGAACAAAUGUCGAUCGAACAUGGAGGAGGGUGUUUUAGCACCAACCAUCUCAUGUUCAUAGACGACAUUAAGCUGUUCGCUCGGUCUUCAGAGAUCCUUCACUCAAUGGGUAAAGUCCUGAAAGGUUUCAUGAAGGCCGUGGGGUUGGAGCUCAAUUACAACAAGUCGGCGACUAACACCCCUGUUUGUGGUGACCUAGUCAAAGUCUUGGAGGAACACCAAGGAUAUAAGUAUCUUGGUGUGGUUGAGAGUCCAGCCUCAUUAAUCACACCCGAAACGAGAAAGUGUGUAGUGGAGGGUGUGCGUAGUAGGGCGGCAAUGUUAUGUAAGACUCGGCUUAAUGCACGGAACUUAUUUCAUGCCUUGAACGAGUAUUCCAUCUCAUUGCUAAACUACUACGUUGGCCUGAUCGAAUUCGAGCCGAGUGAGUACGAUGAAAUGGACCUUAUUGUCCGAAGAGUACUCCGAGAGAAUCAUGUCCACGUGUUGGCAAGCAAUAAGGAGAGAUUGUACUUGUCUCGCGGGCAGCUAGGACGUGGACUGAGUAACAUCGUACACUUAAGUGAGCGAAUUCUUACUAAGAUGCACGACACCUUGUGGAGUGGGUCGAGUGUUGAAGAUGAUAAUGAUCCGAUUGCAAAAUAUUGCUUAAAACAACUUCAAAAUCCUCUUAUUCAUGUUGCUUUAACUGUCUUAAAUGAAAUUUUGGCUGAAUUAGCAGAUUUGUGA